AGGAAAAGAAGGCGGAGAGAAAAGUUGUGGAUGAAAGUUCAUUUUAAAUCUGAAGCCUCUGCUAUUGUCUGGCUGCCUGUUGACAGGUCAACGUUAUCCUGGAGUCAGCAGCAGCUGUUCAGCCACAGUCUCAGAGCUCACAGGAGGACAGCAGCGCGAUGGGCAGCUCCUGAAAGUCCGCCAUUUUCACCUUGAAGCCGGAUAAACUUCAUUCUUCUGUCACAGCUGGAGGAAGUUAACGGUGAUGUCUCCGCUGCAGCUCUCCGUCUACUGGCGCCUCUCUCUCGUCUUCAUCUUCACCUCCUUCCUCUUCUUCCUCGACAUUUUCACAGCCGCCAUCGCCGCGGCCAACUGUCGCCAUGGCAACGGCACCAGCGGCUCAGACACACUCCGUGGAACGUUGCCACCGAACGCGCAGAGCAACCAAUCACGGACCGGGGACGUUUCAGAGAGCGAAGCCGAUUGGAGGACGGAGAGCGGGAACCGAGACUCAGUGUGUGGUUGGACAGACUGGUUGCCCUAUGGUCAGACUCUCUUCAUGGUCGGUCUGCUGCUGGGAUCUCUGGUGGGAGGAGCGCUGUCUGACCGAUAUGGGAAGCGUCCGGUGCUGUUGGUGUGUGUGUUCGUGCACGCUGUGUGUGGCGUCGUGCCCGCCGUUCUCUCUCAGCCAUUCCUCUUCCUCGCCAUUCGCUGCCUGACGGGUGUCUGCUGCUGCUGCAUCAACAUCUGCUCCUUCAGUUUGGCAGUGGAGUGGACUGCCCCCGCUGCCCGGCUCUGGCCACCGGCCUUCCUGCCGUUCUGUUUCAGUUUGGGGACGAUGGGUGGAGCUCCGCUGGCCUGGCUCAGCCCCACCUGGAGGCAGCUGCACCUGUCUCUGGCUCUGCCGCAACUCAUCUGUCUGCCGCUCUACCUUUCGAUUCCAGAGUCUCCUCGCUGGUUGUUGUUAAGGAGGAGGACGGAUGUUCUGGACCGUUACCGUAGCAACAGCCCUGCAGAUGAACAGUGCCUGAAUCUGCUGUUGGACUCGGCCUGGUCUGACUUGCAGAAAGCCACCGAGGCCCAGAAAGAAGAGCCUCCUGGAGGCCAAGCCCCGUGUGACAUCAUCCACCUCAGACACCCGACCGUCCUGCUGCGGCUGUCAAUUAUGAGUUACCUGAGCGUUGCGUCAGCGCUGACGUACUUUGGCAUCUGUAUGAACAUCGGCUCAUUUGGCGUUGGCGUCUACUCUGCCCAGUUCUUUUCCGGCCUAUCAGAAACUCCCUGCCUGCUCGUCCCGUUGGCUCGCCUGGGACGGCGACCAAUCAGCAUGCUCGCUCUGUUCCUGAGUGGAGCAGCAUGCUUCCUGUCAUUACUACUGUCCAGAUAUCACGGUGAGCCGGUGCUGGUAAUGAGUCUGGCUCUGCUGGGAAAACUCUGCAUCCUGGCUGCCAUCUUCAUCUCUACACUGUACAGCAUCGAGCUGUUCCCCACAGUGGUCAGACAGCGGUGCGUGUCUCUGGUCAGCUUGUGUUUCCGGAUCGGCUGUCUGGUCAACACCUUGGUCCAAUCCAAUCCCAAUGGAGCGAUCUCAUUGGCUGCCAUGGUUGUGUACAGCAGCGGACCAAUCAUAGGCUGUGGCUUGUGUCUGCUGCUGCCAGAGACCAGUGGCGUCCCGCUUCCUGAUUCGGUGGAGGACUGUGACAGGCAGCCUCUGCCCCACCCACCCAGUAUUGGCACCCUUUGGAGGACACGGAAGCUGGUGAGCAGCCAAACCAGGAAAACAGAGAUCCAGCCUGCAGAGAAAGAUGACAUUCACACACCAAACACACACACAGGACUGAUAUGAACACAGAACACAAAGUUCCUUCAGGUUCCUUUUUUUAGAGCUUGAAAUUGAACCUGAAUGGAUUCAUAUUACAGGGGGGAGGUGGGAGAUGAAAUAUAGCGCUGAACAGCAUUUUAACAUUGGGGGAAAUGAGAGGAUAUGUUCUGACAAAGCCAAAAGAGUCAAAAAUCAUAUUCCUUUCAAAUCUGAACACACAGACAUGACACACAUAUUGAUAUCAUUGAGUGUGACUUACACUUCCCAAGGAUAUCAUUAUUUCUGAUGUCCAUCGCCAUUUGCAAAAAAAGUGGUAAUAUUUUGAGAGCAAAUUUGACUAAGUGUAAAAACAAGCCUGAAAGAGAACAUUACAUCAGCACAUUUGAUGAGCUUUUAUGGGGUUUUGCUCUCCAGAUGGUUUUAUUUUUUUCUGUCAUCAUAUUGGUUAACAAACAUGUUGUUGUUAACAUGUUUCCAUCUAAAAAAAAACUCAGAGAUCCACUUUAAAACACAAGGACAUCACAUCAAGGACAUUAUUACUGGGUUGGACGUGAAAAAUGACCAAGCUGCAGGUUCAAGCUGUUCAAAUCACUCCACCUCACCUACAGACAGUAAUCCAGUCCCCAUGAGGUUUUUGUUUGCUUUGACUUUAAUGAUUUGUUUUGUUCUUGUAUGUAGUUAGACCAAAAAACUGAGGGAACACAACACCAAUUUGAGUGUGAUCAGCAUGUGAGAUUCAUUUUUAUCCCUCAGAUUAUGUUUUAUGUUAUUGGCGGUUGGAGGAUGUCCAUGACUUGAGAGGAGGUGUUUUAAUGUCAUGUUGAGUUUUUUUUUUAGUCUUUUUUUGUCAUCACUUUGUUUUGUUUUGUUGAUCACUGUGAAAAUAAACUGACCUGAAAUGCAGUUUUUCCUCUUGG
This is a messenger RNA of Thunnus maccoyii (southern bluefin tuna), 2718 nucleotides long. RefSeq names its product organic cation transporter-like protein. Gene Ontology annotation, molecular function: transmembrane transporter activity. The coding region runs from base 245 to 1825 and encodes 526 amino acids. The transcript has 10 exons. NCBI's taxonomy places the organism in Eukaryota, Metazoa, Chordata, Actinopteri, Scombriformes, Scombridae. Gene Ontology annotation, biological process: transmembrane transport. The record is from RefSeq and is a predicted model, not a curated record.